Messenger RNA from Saccharomyces cerevisiae S288C, 2415 nucleotides. It is a transcript of the gene SCY1, whose product is annotated as Scy1p. Gene Ontology annotation, molecular function: ATP binding. Lineage: Eukaryota; Fungi; Ascomycota; Saccharomycetes; Saccharomycetales; Saccharomycetaceae. Bases 1 to 2415 code for a protein of 804 amino acids. The transcript has a single exon. The record is from RefSeq and is marked reviewed.
AUGAUGUUUUGGUCCUCAAAGACGGGUAUCACGUCAAAAUAUUCAUUUUCAUCAUCACCUACUUUCACAGCUGAACCAUGGAGCAUUUACACCGGUCGUCCCAAAUCUUCAUCUUCAUCUUCACCUUCCAAAGUAUCGAUAUUCAUGUUUGACAAGAAGCAGUUCGAAAACUAUUUGUUACACUAUGGUAUUAUUAAAUCCAAAUCUGGAUCCAGAGAUAAAGUAUUAAUACAAGAAGCGUACGAAAUAUUAAGAAACCAGGCCAAUAACUUGGCCAAGCUCAAGCACCCAAAUAUUCUGACUUUAAUUGAACCAUUAGAAGAACAUAGCAAGAAUUUCAUGUUCGUCACCGAGUUUGUCACUAGCUCAUUGGAGACCGUUUUCAGAGAAACCGAUGAUGAAGAGCAGAAUUUCUUACAAGGUCAUGUUAAAGAUAAUAUCGUGGUACAGCGAGGUAUAUUGCAACUGGUAAAUGCACUCGAUUUUGUUCAUAACCGCGCAAGCUUUGUACACUUGAACAUUCAACCUAGGGCAAUAUUUAUCAAUGAAAAUUCUGAUUGGAAAAUUUCCGGCUUAGGCUAUUUAGUAAAAAUACCACCAGGCACAAAUACCUCUGAAUACUUCUUACCUCAAUAUGAUCCCAGAGUUCCCCCAUUUAUGCAUUUACAAUUGAAUUAUACGGCCCCAGAAAUUGUUUUUGAGAAUACCCUAACCUUUAAGAACGAUUAUUUUUCUUUAGGAUUGUUGAUAUAUUUUCUGUACACUGGUAAAGACUUGUUUCGCAGCGAAAAUUCGACUAGUGAAUAUAAAUUGGAGUACAACAAGUUUGAAAGCAAAAUUAGUACAAUGUCAUGGGAUAAUAUAUUCAGUAAGGUUCCACAAAAGUUGAGGCAUUGUAUACCCAAGCUAAUAAACAGAGACAUCUAUUCCAGAUAUGAUAACAUAACGUUGAUUUUAGAUUCUGAGUUUUUCCAAGAUCCGUUAGUCAAAACCUUGAAUUUUUUAGACGAUUUACCUACCAAAAAUAACGAAGAAAAAUACGUAUUCUUAGAGGGUCUCGUGAAUCUGCUGCCAGAGUUUCCGCCAGCAUUAUUGCAAAAGAAGUUCUUGCCCAUUUUAUUGGAACUAUUAAGUCAGUUUUGUGCUGAGAAGGUCGUAAGUGAUAAAUGUGUGGGUAAAAGUUUGGAUUUGAUAAUCAAGAUAGGGUCCACUUUAUCUCAGUUGUCCUUUCAAGAGAAGGUUUAUCCAGUUUUAUUGAGUGAUGCGAACUUUCCAGUAUUAUUAAAAAAAGCCACCAUCUGCCUGAUCGAUAAUUUAGACACAUUGAAGCAAAAAGUUAAACGCUCUGAUUUCUUGGAAAAUAUACUCAAGCCGCUAUUUAAUUAUGUUUUACAUGACUCCGAAAGUGACAUUACCGUGGUUUGUCAAGAAAAACUUUUAUCACAAAUUCCGUUAGCUUUAGAGGUACUUGAUUUUCCUACCGUGAAACAAUUCUUAUUACCAUUACUAUCCAAUCUAUUUACAAAGACAACAAGUUUAACGGUGAAAAACACAUGUGUUACGUGCUUUCAAAUUAUGAUAGAGCAUAAAUCCAUCGAUUCUUAUACUUGCUCAGAAACCGUCUUGCCUUUGUUUAAGUCCAUGAAAACAAGAGAUCCAAGAAUUUUAUCUAAGUUAUUGAAGCUUUUUGAAACGGUGCCGUUGAUCAUUACUGAUGAAAUUGUUCUUGUUGACCAAGUACUGCCUUUGAUGUGGAAUUAUUCUAUGGCUUCAACGCUAACAAAGUCACAAUAUUCAGGAUAUACAAAGGCAAUUAACAAAAUGUCUUCAGACAUCCAAAAGCACCAUAUCGCCAAAUUGGAUGAUAAAGUCAAUGAUAUUGGCGAAGAUGCCUUUCACAAAGUCAUUGAACCAACAAUCAUGAAGAAGGAGGACCCUGAGACAGUUGCAGCUAAAAAUAUUGAAGUAGCAGCCAUGCAACCAGUUAAAAAAAAGACUGGGUCCUCUUAUGGGGAGACAUUACCACAAUCUAAAAGUAUUUUAAACUCCAAACCCCUAAAUCCUAAAAAUGCCCUUGCAACUAGAGGCUUUCCAACAAGGAUUCUAAACUCCCCUCCACAGACCCCAUCAAGUCGAACUGGUUCAAAAGUUAUGACCAAAGGUGGCUCCAACGACGCUUCGAGCACUAAGGUGGAAGAGGAAUUCAAUGAAUUUCAAUCCUUUUCAAGCACAGGGAGCAUACGUCAAACUUCCGCACCAUCAGACGUCUGGAUGAACAGUACCCCCAGCCCUACCCCAACAUCCGCAAGUAGUACCAAUUUACCGCCUGGGUUCUCGAUAUCCUUGCAACCAAACAAAAGAAAGGAUGGUUCUUCUGAUAUUCCCCGAAGUAAUGUAUAUGGAUCUUUGAUAUAA